Messenger RNA from Cetraspora pellucida, 257 nucleotides. The record is from the annotation of a GenBank genome assembly. NCBI's taxonomy places the organism in Eukaryota, Fungi, Glomeromycota, Glomeromycetes, Diversisporales, Gigasporaceae.
AACAAAUUCAAAUUAAAGAAGCUAGCCUUAGAAGUGAAUUAGCUAUUGAUUAUGAAGACAUUAGUAAAUUUGUACAUAAUUCUUUGAUUUCUCUAGAAGGCUCAAAUGACAAUUAUGAAAGUGAUACUUUAGAGUUUUAUAUGAAUUUUGAUGUUUAUUUAGAGAAUAAAGAAUCAACAAAAUAUGAAGAACUAAACUAUGAAAAUAACUUUGUACUUAACAGUGAUGAUAAUAAAGAAAAUUCAGAUGAAGAGUAA